UUCCAGAAUGCUUGGUGGGUGGUGGAGGAGCCGCGUCUGCCUGAACCGCACUGUGCUACGCUCCUCUCUCCGCUCUCCAGCACUGGCCCGCUCACCGGCUGUAAGCCAUGGUGAAAGAAACCACGUACUAUGAUGUUUUGGAGGUCAAACCCAAUGCCACCCAGGAAGAAUUGAAAAAGGCAUAUAGAAAAUUGGCUCUGAAGUACCACCCUGAGAAGAAUCCAAAUGAAGGAGAAAAGUUUAAACAGAUUUCUCAAGCUUACGAAGUUCUUGCUGAUUCCAAAAAAAGGGAAUUAUAUGACAAAGGAGGGCAGGCGAUUAAAGAGGGUGGAGCAGGUGGUGGUUUUGGCUCGCCCAUGGACAUCUUCGAUAUGUUCUUUGGAGGAGGAGGAAGGAUGCAAAGAGACAGGAGAGGUAAACAUGUUGUUCAUCAGCGCUCAGUGACCCCAGAAGACUUGUAUAACGGUGCAACAAGAAAACCUGCUCUGCAAAAGAAUGGGAUUUGUGACAAAUGUGAAGGCCGAGGUGGUAAGAAAGGAGCAGUAGGCUGCCCCAACUGCCGGGGGACUGGCAUGCAAAGACGGAUCCACCAGAUCGGACCAGGAACGGUUCAGCAGAUCCAGUCAGUGUGCAUGGAGUGCCAGGGUCACGGAGAACGCAUCAGCCCUAGAGACAGAUGUAAGAGCUGCAAUGGAAGGAAAAUAGUUCGUGAGAAGAAGCUUUUAGAAGUUCACAUUGAUAAAGGCAUGAAAGACGGUCAGAAGAUAACAUUCCACGGUGAAGAAGACCAAGAGCCAGGACUGGAGCUGGGAGACAUUAUCAUUGUCUCAGACCAGAAGGACCAUGCUGUUUUCACACGACAAGGAGGAGACCUUUUCAUGUGUAUGGGCAAACAGCUGGCGGAAGCACGGUGUGGCUUCCAAAAGCCAAUAUCCACUCUUGACAACCGAACCAUAGUCAUCACCUCUCAUCCCUGUCAGAUUGUCAAGCAUGGAGAUACAAAGCGUGUGCUAAAUGAAGGCAUGCCAAUGUACCACCAGCCACAUGAGAAAGCACGUCUAAUCACUGAGGUUAAGGUAAACUUCCCUGAAAAUGGCCUUUUCUCUCCUGAUAAACUCUCUUUGCUGGAAAAACUUCUUCCUGAAAGGAAAGAAGUAGAAGAGACUGAUGAAAUGGAUCAGGUAGAGCUGGUGGACUUUGAUCCAAAUCAGGAAAGACGGCGUCAUUAUAAUGGAGAAGCCUACGAGGAUGAUGACCAUCACCCUAGAGGUGGCGUUCAGUGUCAGACCUCUGAGCCUACCAGCAGUUGA
Messenger RNA from Acomys russatus (golden spiny mouse), 1310 nucleotides. Its product is annotated as dnaJ homolog subfamily A member 1-like. The record is from RefSeq and is a predicted model, not a curated record. Gene Ontology annotation, cellular component: cytosol; cytoplasm. Gene Ontology annotation, biological process: protein refolding. NCBI's taxonomy places the organism in Eukaryota, Metazoa, Chordata, Mammalia, Rodentia, Muridae. Gene Ontology annotation, molecular function: Hsp70 protein binding.